UUUGUUCUGUGGGUAAGCGUGGGAACAAGAGUUUGUUAAAAACUAGGAGCGCAGGCUGCGACUUCUAGUUGGUUGCUUCUUGUCUGGAUAGUACUGUAUGUGUCAUUAGUGUAAACCACCUGAGUUCAUACUUCACAUCAUCCACAUCACAGCAAGAAUGACGUCAUCACCUGCCCCCAACCAGUGCAGUGAGGCAUUGACAGCUGGCAGAAAGCUGGCUCAGCCACUUGAUGGUGAUGAGAUAGUCAUCACAGGAUUGGCUGGAUUCUUUCCGGACUCAGCCAAUGUCCGCGACUUUCAAGAAAAAUUGUUCGAUAAAGUCGAUCUUAUCUCGGACGAUGACCGUCGUUGGAAACUUGAACAUCCGGAAAUUCCUCAAAGAACAGGAAAACUCCUAGAAAUACGAAAAUUCGAUGCUGCAUUUUUUGGAGUUCAUUUCAAACAAGCCCAUGUUAUGGAUCCAAUGUGCAGAAUGCUUCUCGAGAAAGCAUUUGAAGCAGUUUUAGAUGCAGGUAUCAAUCCAAGAAGUUUGCGUGGAAGCAGAACGGGUGUAUUCGUUGGAGCAUGCUUCAGUGAAUCAGAAAAAACUUGGUUCUACGAAAAGUUGCAGGUAGAUGGAUUUGGUAUCACAGGAUGCUCAAGAGCCAUGUUGGCCAACAGAAUCUCUUAUUGGUUCGGAAUCAAUGGCCCAAGUUACACAGUUGAUUCUGCUUGUUCAUCUAGUUUGUACGCUCUUGAACAUGCUUACAAGUCGAUUAGAUAUGGGCAUUGCGAUAGCGCCAUUGUGGGAGGCUGCAAUCUUUGUCUUCAUCCUUAUGUUUCGCUGCAAUUCGCCCGCUUAGGAGUGUUAUCAACUGAUGGUAGAUGCAAAUCUUUUGAUGAAGGAGCCAACGGAUACUGCCGAUCGGAGGCAAUAACAGUCGUCUACUUGCAGAAGAAAAAGGAUGCCAAAAGAAUCUAUGCCACGGUUGUUCAUGCUAAAACCAACUGCGAUGGAUACAAAGAGCAGGGUAUAACCUUUCCCUCCGGACCACUGCAGCAAAGGCUGCUCGAGGAAUUUUAUGAAGAAUGCCAGGUGAAUCCAAGCUCUUUGGCUUGGGUGGAAGCUCAUGGAACCGGUACAAAGGUGGGAGAUCCAGAAGAAGUGAAGGCGUUGGAAAAUGUGUUCUGUGUUGGAAGAAAAGAACCGCUGCUCAUUGGAUCAGUGAAAUCAAAUAUCGGUCAUGCUGAGCCGGCUUCCGGACUUUGUUCGAUAAUAAAAGUAGCAAUCGCUAUGGAAACCGGCUUCAUACCUCCAAAUAUCAACUUCAAACAGCCUCGCAAAGAUAUUGAAGCUUUUCAUAACGGAAAAAUCAGCGUUAUAACAGAGAAAACACCCUGGAACGGAGGGAUGGUUGGUAUCAAUUCAUUCGGUUUUGGUGGAGCCAACUGCCACGUUUUACUCAAAUGGAAUAAUAGUCAAAAGAAGAACGGUGGAGCACCAAAAGAUGAUGUUCCAAGACUGGUUCCAGCUUCAGGAAGAACCGAAAUUGCAGUAGACAGGAUGCUCAGUGAUGUCGAAUCUCGUCCAGUCGAUGUUGAGUAUGUCAAAUUAUUCCACGAAAUCCACAAGCAUGACAUUGCAGGUCAUAUCUAUCGAGGUUUUACUCUGGCCAACAACAAUAAUUUAUUGAAAAGGGACAUUCAGUACUACACAGGUGAGAAAAGGCAAGUGUGGUUCAUUUUCUCAGGUAUGGGCUCACAGUGGCCAAGUAUGGGCAUGGGUCUCAUGAAGAUACCAACUUUCGCAAAUACCAUCAACAAAUUGCAUGACAUUCUGAAGCCUAAGGGAGUGAAUCUCAUCGAUAUCAUUGUCAACCCAGACCCGAAAACAUUCGAUAAUAUUCUGAACUCAUUCGUGGGAAUAGCUGCUAUUCAGAUUGGUCUGGUCGAUGUUCUUUUCUCGAUUGGAGUGAGACCAGAUCGCAUAAUCGGUCAUUCGGUGGGUGAGCUUGGUUGCGCCUACGCCGAUGGCUGCUUCACUGCGGAGCAAAUGAUUCUUGCUGCCUACUACAGAGGUCUGGCCUCUGUAGAAACCGAGUUCAUCAAGGGAGCUAUGGCUGCAGUCGGAAUGGGUUAUAAUGACGUGAGAGACCGCUGCCCUGCUGGCAUUGAGGUUGCUUGCCACAAUGGACCUGACAGCUGUACGAUUUCAGGUCCCGCAGACCUCAUCAAGAGCUUUGUCAGUGAACUGCAUGAGAAGAAUGUGUUUGCUAGAGAAGUCAAUGUGUCCAACAUCGCUUAUCACAGUAAAUAUAUCGCUAAGGCCGGACCAAAACUGUUGAAAUAUCUCCAGAAGGUAAUUCCAAGCCCAAAACCAAGGUCUAGCAAAUGGGUGAGUACCUCGGUCAGAGAAUCAGAAUGGGGAAAGCCUCUUGCCAAGACUUCUUCAGCCGAAUAUCACACCAACAACCUUCUAAACCCUGUUCUUUUCGAGGAGGGUUGCAGACACAUUCCGAAUGGAGCCAUCACCAUUGAGAUAGCUCCUCAUGCAUUGCUUCAGCCUAUUUUGAGGAGGUCUCUCGGUCAACAGUGCUCCCACGUUGCAUUGACUCAGAAAGGCAACGUUGAAGACAAUGUUCUACUCAUGGGUCUCGGAAAAUUGUUUGUGCUGGGAUUAAAUCCGGAAUACUCAAAACUCUACGAAGAAGUAUUAUUGCCAGUAUCUCGAGGUACACCCAUGAUCUCACCACUAGUAAGCUGGGAGCAUUCAGAAGAUUGGUAUGUUGCAUCAUACCGCAUGCAGGAAAAAAUCAAAUCAGGAGAGCGAUUAAUCAAUGUUUCUUUGGCUGAUGAUGAGAUGGAGUUCAUCUCUGGCCAUAUCAUUGAUGGGAGGAAUCUAUUUCCUGCAACGGGAUAUUUGACACUUGUUUGGGAGACAUUAGGAAUGAUGAGAGGCGAACUUUACACUGAGGUUCCGGUUGUUUUCGAGAAUGUUCGUUUCAUCAGAGCCACCAAUAUUCCUAAAGAAGGAAAUGUUGAUUUCCUAGUGAUGGUGCAGAAGGGCAGUGGAAAUUUCGAAGUAGUCCAGGGAGGCACAGCCAUCGUGUCUGGUAGAGUCUAUGUACCAGAAGACAUCAACGAAGAAAUGAUCGAUUUGAAGCCUGUCGAGCUAUCGAAGGAAAUCCAAGAGCUUCCACGUCUGUCAUCCAGGGACAUCUACAAGGAGCUUCGUCUGAGAGGAUACCAUUACAAGGGACUGUUCAAGAGCAUGAUUUCAACUGACAACUUGGGUGCAACAGGAAAAAUUGCAUGGCAUAACAACUGGGUUGCAUUCAUGGACAACAUGCUUCAGCUGCAAAUUCUACAGGAAGACACUAGAGGACUGUUUGUUCCCACAUCUAUCAGGAAGCUUUCAAUCAAUGUCAAGAAACACGUUCAGGAUUUGUUCAGUUUACCUGAAGAAGAGAAAGAACUUGCAGUUUAUAUGUACAAGGAUAUCGGAGUGAUCAAGUCAGGUGGUGUAGAAAUACAAGGCCUGAAGGCUAGUGCAAUAGCAAGGAAGAAAGCAACUGCUGAGCCAGUGCUUGAAAAAUACCAGUUUGUUCCUCACGUAAACAACGAGAAAUCAGAUAUCAACGAUAUUGUCAGAAUUUGCGUUCACCUCGUUCUGGAAAACGUACCCAGCCAGAAAGUAAAGACAGCUGAAGUUUUGGAACCAUCUGUAGAGUCCAACACACCUGUGCUGACACCUAUUAUCAACAAGACCUUGGGAGAUCUCCCCCUUAUACAGGCGGAUAACAGCAUUCUCUCAGAUGUGAACAACCCACUUUUGGCUGAUUUGAGCUCAGAAAUUCUAAUCGAAGACAAGAAACUCACUCCGGAUCAGACUCUUCUUCUUCUGGUCAUUUCGAAUGUCCUCUCUGCACAUCGUCAUCAAGCUUUGAAAGCUGCUUUAGCAAGUGUAAAGGAAUCAGCAUUUAUUUUGGCAAGAGAGGAUUGCAAGACUACACCAGUUAUACCAGCUGAAUUAAAACUUUGCGCUGUCUUCCAAACUGAAAAUGAAAAAUUAUACCUCAUUCGAAAGGUUCAAAAGGUUGAGAGCGCUCCAGUGAUCAUCAAUAUCCCAGAAGAUAAUUUCUCAUGGCUUCCAAUUUUAAAAGCUGCAGUCAAGGCAGAGGAUGUGCCUUCAGAUCAGAGGAUAAUUGUGUAUGCCCAGAACGAGCCUUUCAACGGUAUAAUAGGAUUGGUCAAUUGUUUGAGAAGAGAGGGAUCUGGCGAAAAAAUCAGAUCGUUUUUAAUUCUCGAUAAAAAUGCCCCUCCAUUUGACGUGAGCAAUCCUUUCUACAAAGAGGAAUUGUCCAAGGAUUUGGCAGUUAAUGUUUAUAAGGACGGAAAGUGGGGUAGCUAUAGACAUCUGCUGCUGAAAGAAAACUCACUUGUCGAGGCACACCACAGUUAUGUCAACCUGUUGACCCGAGGAGAUCUGUCCAGUUUGGCAUGGUUGGAAGGAAACAUCAGAUUGGACCAGUUGUCACUCUCAAAGGAUGAAGAGCUUGUCACAAUAUAUUAUUCAGCGUUGAAUUUCCGUGAUAUCAUGACUGCGACUGGACGUCUAGCUCCUGAAGUGGUUGCUCGAGGAAGAAUGAAUCAGGAUUGCAUACAAGGUUUGGAGUACUCGGGAAGAGACGCAAGUGGUAAACGAGUUAUGGGAAUGGUUGCAAGCAAGGCAAUGUCAUCCAUGCUGGUGGCUGAUCGUAAUUUGCUUUGGGAGAUUCCAGACUCUUGGACGUUGGAAGAUGCCGCCACAGUGCCAGUUGUCUAUGGAACCGUUAUCUUCGCUCUGGUGAUGGCCGGACGUAUGAGCAAGGGUGACAGCGUGCUGAUUCAUGCAGGCAGUGGUGGUGUAGGUCAGGCAGCGAUCAACGUGGCGCUUCAGGCUGGAUGUGUGGUGUUCACAACUGUUGGAACUCAACAGAAACGCCAAUUCAUCAGACAAACGUUCCCUCAGAUUCCAGAAAGUCAUAUUGGCAACUCAAGAAACACCUCUUUCGAAGAGAUGGUGAUGCGGGAGACUAACGGUCGAGGUGUUGAUAUGGUUCUGAAUUCCUUGUCCGAGGAGAAACUGCAAGCAUCAGUGCGCUGCUUGGCCAAGGGAGGACGCUUCCUAGAAAUUGGAAAAUUCGAUCUUGCUAACAACAAUCCCCUUGGCAUGGAAAUAUUUUUGAGAGAAACCAGUUUUCACGGAAUUAUGUUGGAUAAUCUAUUUUUCGCUCCGAAAGAAUUAAAGGAAGAGAUGCAAAAGUACCUACUUGACGGAAUCAAAACUGGAGCUGUGAAACCACUUAGUAGAACAGUCUUCCCUGCUGAUCAAGUCGAACCGGCUUUCAGAUUCAUGGCAGCAGGAAAACAUAUUGGUAAAGUUCUUUUGCAAAUAAGAGAAGAAGAAUCACAAAAGGUUGUGAGGUCUAGUAUCCAGAAAUCGAUGGCCAGGCCGCAUUUCUAUUGUAACUCGAAAGGAUCCUACAUUGUUCUUGGAGGACUCGGGGGUUUUGGUUUGGAGCUAGCUGAUUGGCUUGUACUACGUGGCGCUAAGAAUAUCAUUCUUACAUCAAGAAAAGGUGUUCGUACUGGCUACCAAGCGAUGAGAAUCAGAAUUUGGCAGACGUAUGGAGUAAAAGUGUUCAUUUCAACACAAGAUGUCACCACUCGGCAAGGUGUUCAAGGACUUAUUGAAGAAGCAAAUCGACUUGGCCCUGUUAUUGGAAUUUUUAAUCUAGCUGUGGUUUUGAAAGAUGGUUUGUUUGAAAACCAAACUGAAGCCGACUUCAUAGAAUCAUUCGGACCAAAGGCGACCGCCACAAAAUACCUGGAUGAAAUUACACGGAGACUCUGCCCUAAUUUGGAACAAUUUGUGAUCUUCUCAAGUGUUAGCUGCGGCAGGGGUAACCCGGGACAGACAAACUACGGAAUGGCUAAUUCUAUAAUGGAAAGGAUCUGCGAGGCACGCCGAAGAGACAAUCUUCCUGGUCUGUCAAUUCAAUGGGGAGCUGUUGGAGAUGUUGGAUUAGUCGCUGAAAUGCAGGAGGAUAACAUGGAGCUUGUCAUACUUGGAACUCUGCAGCAAGGAAUAAGUAACUGUUUGGAACUCAUGGACACCUUCCUCAAAGGAUCAAGUACAAUUGUUUCCAGUAUUAUAGUUGCCGAGAAACGUACUACCGGUGGUAUAGCGGGAAAUAUUAUUGACACCGUCGCUAAUAUCCUAGGUUUAAGAGAUCUGAAAACAAUCAGUUUGCAUUCGACGCUGGCUGAAUUGGGAAUGGACUCUAUGAUGGCUGUCGAAAUCAAACAAACGCUUGAACGAGAGUUUGAAGUUUUCCUCACUCCACAAGAUAUCAGAGGAAUGACGUUCUCCAAAUUGAAAGAGAUUGCCGCUCAAGAGAGCUCCGGAAAAGGUGGUUUGAAUGCAGAAAUCAAGGGUGAAUUGAUGCCUCAACAAGGAAUUUCCCAUCUCAUCCGAGUAAUUGGUGAUGAACUGACAGCUGCUCUACCAGUUGUGAGAUUGCCCUCACUAAUUGGUGAUGGAUCAGUCAUAGAGGAAUAUGGAGGAUCCCAUUCAACCUGUUUCUUGAUUCCAGGAGUUGAGGGUGUUGCAUCUGUCCUCGAGCCUUUGGCCGCGCAUUUAUCGGUGCAAGCUCUCUGUCUACAGUUCAACUACGAAAUACCAUUUGAAACGGUGGAAGAUCUCGCUCAAUCACUGUUGCCUCAUGUGUUGAAGCGGCUAAGGCCUGAAGACUCGUUCAAUCUCGUUGGCUACUCUUUUGGAGGUCUAAUCGCCAUGGAAUUGGUUUCUCUCCUGGAAAAGAGAGGUAUCCAUGGGAAAACAGUGCUCAUUGACAGUUCACCCGACUUCCUCAAAAUGAUAACCGAGGAGUCAUUCCUACACGAUCUCUCAGAAACCAACAUCCAGGUUCAGCUGCUUUUGAGAUUCAUUGCAUUGGUCUGGCCACAGGAUACACAAGAGAUUGAAGAGACGCUGAGAAAUCUUCCAGACUGGAAGACAAGGCUAAACAAUUUGAUUGACAGCGCUCCCGAUCACACAAAAUACAGCAAACGUUACCAAAAACUGAUCAUGAACGCUGCUUAUCACCGCGUCAAGUCUGUGCUGAAAUACAACGGACAACACAAUUCACUGUCCUCACCAACAACACUUAUCAGGCCAUCCGAAGUCGCUAUGCACACAGAGGAAGACUAUGGACUUUCCAAGUAUACGAAAGAGCCUGUUAGCGUAAUUUUUGUGGAAGGAAAUCAUUUCACUGUACUAGAAAAUAAGAAAACAGCUGACAUAAUCAAUAAGGUUACUGGAGCAGAGGACACGUCGACCUUUAAAAAAUCAAUCAUGUCAACACCAACUGGCCACAUUCAGCACAUACGUGAAAUGGUAAAACAUAAGUAGAGUAAAAUAUUGGUCAAGUUCAUUACUGUUAGUUUCUGUGAGAUCCGAAUUAUUGUAAUUGCACCUAGAAUAAAUUAAUUGUCUAUAAAAU
Messenger RNA from Nilaparvata lugens (brown planthopper), 7526 nucleotides. It is a transcript of the gene FASN3, whose product is annotated as fatty acid synthase. Lineage: Eukaryota; Metazoa; Arthropoda; Insecta; Hemiptera; Delphacidae. Bases 158 to 7435 code for a protein of 2425 amino acids. Gene Ontology annotation, molecular function: phosphopantetheine binding; oxidoreductase activity; 3-oxoacyl-[acyl-carrier-protein] synthase activity. The transcript is spliced from 38 exons. Gene Ontology annotation, biological process: fatty acid biosynthetic process. The record is from RefSeq and is a predicted model, not a curated record.